AUGAGCAACCACAUCAGCUGGCUUGGUCUGGCGGCCUUGUCAUCCAUCGCGGGUUUGCCUCUUGCUGAUGCCCGCGCCCUUAUCAAAGACAAUGGAGCGGCCGACAACGACAGCAACCUGCUCCUCACCCGUGGCGAACAUGAUGACACAUGUUCUUCGGUCAUAAUCAACAUCGACCCCGACCGCUAUGGCUGCGGACCCGGACAGCUUUCCGUACUCGAUACAUGUCAGGACCUCGUCUUCGGCUCAGACCCGCUUAGUUGUGCUGGCAAAAAGUGCCUGCCUGGCCAGUGGUGUGACGAAGAUGUCUGCCGCUCGAUCCAGGUCCUCACAAGCCCUCUCCAGUGUGGCCCUGCCAAAGAAGACUGUGGCAGCAACCAGGUCUGCGUCAACGGCGUCGUGCAGCCCAUCGACACUGGAUUCGACGGCACGAGCUGCGGAGCUGAAGGCUCCAAUAAGACUGCUUGCAACCCUGGCUGGGCUUGCUACGAAAAUUCAUGUACACCCAUCACUAUCGGAUCCAAUGGCUGUGGCUCGAAGGACACCGAGUGCGCCUACGAGCACCUCAUCAUUGGUACUGACUCAACCCACUGCGGCUCCAACGAGACCGCAUGCGACUCUGGAAGUCUCUGCGUCUUUUCCGAAUGCUUGCCCCUGGACUUAGGAGCCGGGGAGACAUCUGAUGACGUCGCUCCUGGCAGCAUCUGCUACGAUGGCGAAAUCAUUCCCAUUCACAUCAGCACAGAUAACACCACCUGCGGUGAACCAGUUGCACACUGCGAGCCUGGCUCGGUCUGUGUUUCUGGCGUCUGUAUCAGCGACUUGUACGAUCCCAGUUGCGGCCAUGGCGACAAGCCUGGGUCUGGCGGCGCUGCUGGCGGCAACUCCAAGCCUCACCAUGACGGCAAUCGCAAGCCUGUUCACGGUGACCGACCCUCAAACACCAUCUGGAGGCCUGCGCCACUCUGCCCACCUGGCAAGGUUCAAGCCGGCCAUCUCUGCGUCGAUGUCUUUGGAGACGCCAAAGACUGCUCCGGUAAACCAUGCUCCUCCAGCUCACUCUGCUGCCGGGGACGCUGUAUUGACUUCGACGUUGGAUCUGACGCGUCCGAUUGCGAUGGGAAGUGCGGCGACGGCUACUUCUGCUACGACAAGGAGUGCUAUCCUUCCGAAAUUGAGCCCGUCCUGCAGUGCGGCUCGCAGCAGUGUGCUCCUCACCAGGCCUGCCUGGGUGGUAAAGUCUGUCUCGACGUCACGGGCGAUCCACAGAGUUGCGAGAACAGCGAGCCAUGCCCCGCAAACAACGUGUGCAUACUCGGAAGCUGUGUCUCCGUCGACACUGGCGAGGAUCCCAAUGCGUGCGGACCCAAAGCCCUGAAGUGCCCUCCUGGCACUCUUUGCUUGGACUCCGAGUGCAUCUCUGCCGGCAUCCCGGGUUUCCCUGGCGGACCUGGCCGGCCCGGCGGAUCCGGCGAAGCUGGCAAGCCUGGCGGUUCGGGCGGGCGUUGGCACCCCUGGCGGAAAGCCUGGUCCCGACGAGUCUGA
Molecule: messenger RNA, 1545 nt
Organism: Verticillium alfalfae VaMs.102
Lineage: Eukaryota; Fungi; Ascomycota; Sordariomycetes; Glomerellales; Plectosphaerellaceae
Exons: 1
Coding region: 1-1545 (514 amino acids)
Source: RefSeq, a predicted model, not a curated record